This is a messenger RNA of Cucurbita moschata (crookneck pumpkin), 638 nucleotides long. RefSeq lists its product as uncharacterized. The record is from RefSeq and is a predicted model, not a curated record. NCBI's taxonomy places the organism in Eukaryota, Viridiplantae, Streptophyta, Magnoliopsida, Cucurbitales, Cucurbitaceae. The transcript has 2 exons. Bases 160 to 510 code for a protein of 116 amino acids.
ACACACACAUCUUCUCCAUUUCAACCACCAAUGGCAAUGGCGUCAUCAUCAAACCUCAGUCAAAACCUAAUCCAUCGUCUUUCCCCUUAAUAAUAAUAUUCUGCUCGUCAAUCAAACCGCGCCACUCCCCUUCCUCUUCUCCACAUUUCAACUAAAAAAAUGCUCCGAUUACUAUACCGUCGUCUCCGAUCGCGGUGGCCGCUUCUUGUCUACUCCGCCUCCUGGACGAUUCUCUUGACUCUCACCGUCGCCGCCGCCUCCUUCGCGCCCGAGCUCGCCUUCGCCUCCGCAAUUUCUCCGUCCUCGUCCUUUGCUUCACACUGCAAGGCCGCUGGAUUCGUUAGGGUUCCGAUGGAUUUUCCGGGAGACGUCGUCUGCGUUCCGGAUAAUCUGUUUCGGAAAUCCGGAAUUGAUCUCAUCGUGCCUCCUAUUUUCGCCGCGGUUGUAGUAGCCGGGUCGGCUUGCUUUGUUCGGGCCUUGGGCCUUUGGGCCGACGAUGACUCCCUCUGAUGGGCCCAUUCUGAACUGGGCCAUACUUGUGCAGGCCCCUUCGAAUUGAAGAUACUAUUCCCCUGCCGGAGCUGCUCAAUAUGUCCCCGAUCGGCCCUAACUCUGAGUGCUCCGCCGCCCGGUCUGCU